AUGCUUCGUCGAAAGCCAACAGCCAUUGCUAUUACGUCGGAGGAUAUCUCUGCCUUUGAAGAAGCCAGACUCCGCAAAUUGUCAGAGGAAAACAAACAUCCCGAACAGCACACAAAGGGAACCUCGAAUAUCACCGUUGACCCAAGUGAUGAGUUGAAACCCCUCCCAGGGGACAAGGCCAGGAUUGUCCGAACACGCGAAGAAAGAAUAGGCGUGAGUCAACGUGGUUGA
Penicillium paradoxum is the source of this 231-nucleotide messenger RNA. RefSeq names its product CDC26 family anaphase-promoting complex subunit. The record is from RefSeq and is a predicted model, not a curated record. Lineage: Eukaryota; Fungi; Ascomycota; Eurotiomycetes; Eurotiales; Aspergillaceae. The transcript has a single exon. Bases 1 to 231 code for a protein of 76 amino acids. Gene Ontology annotation, biological process: anaphase-promoting complex-dependent catabolic process. Gene Ontology annotation, cellular component: anaphase-promoting complex.